CAUAUCGUCCAGUCACAGACAUUUUCCCAGCCAGUUUCUCAGGAACCAAACAAGUUAUGGCAGUCCCCUCUGUUUUCUCCGUCAUCUUCCUCUUCCUUUCGUUGACAUCUCCAACACUCUCAGACCCAUCAUCAGACCAUCCACGAACAUUCAUUGUCCACGUGUCAAGAUCACACAAGCCUGCCUUCUUCUCCUCACACCACCACUGGUAUACCUCCAUCAUCCACUCCCUACCUCCCCGACCUCACCCUGCCAAGAUCGUCUAUACCUACGACCGUGCCCUUAAUGGCUUCUCUGCUCAGCUGACCGGCGUCCAGGUGGCGAAACUCCGUCAGAUCCCUGGCAUCAUCUCAGUCCAACCGGACCAGAUUCGCCAGAUCCAUACCACUCGCACACCUCACUUUUUAGGGCUUACCGAUAAUUACGGUCUCUGGCAGAACUCCAAUUAUGGCGAUGGAGUGAUAAUUGGAGUUCUCGAUACCGGAAUUUGGCCUGAACGCCGGAGUUUUUCUGAUUUAGGUUUGUCAGCUGUUCCUGAUACAUGGAAAGGUGUUUGCGAAACAUCCUCUGAUUUUCCGGCUUCCGCUUGCAACGGGAAGAUAAUAGGAGCAAGAGCGUUUUAUAAGGGCUAUGAAUCUUAUAUGAGAAGACCGAUUGAUGAAUCAAAGGAGUCAAAAUCGCCGAGAGAUACGGAAGGUCAUGGCACGCACACUGCGUCUACUGCAGCUGGUUCUGCCGUUUAUAACGCAAGUCUCUUUGAAUAUGCCCAAGGAGUAGCUCGGGGAAUGGCUUCCAGAGCCCGAAUUGCAGCAUACAAAAUAUGCUGGAGCUUAGGUUGUUUUGAUUCUGAUAUUCUUGCAGCUAUGGAUCAAGCGGUUGCCGAUGGUGUCGAUGUUAUUUCUUUAUCUGUUGGUUCUAGCUACGCUUCUCCAUAUGAUCAAGAUUCGAUCGCCAUUGGUGCUUUUGGUGCUGUCCAGCAUGGUGUAGUUGUGUCAUGUUCAGCGGGGAACUCCGGGCCCGGUCCACAAACAGCUGUUAACAUUGCUCCAUGGAUUUUAACAGUUGGUGCUUCCACGAUCGAUCGAGAAUUUCCAGCUGAUGUAGUACUUGGCAACGGAAAGGUGUUUGGUGGUGUGUCCUUGUAUUCUGGUGAUCCUCUCCCUAAUUCCAAACUUCCCGUAGUUUAUGCCGGCGAUUGUGGGAGUAGAUAUUGUUACACGGGAAGCCUUAGUCAGUCUAAAGUUCAAGGAAAGAUUGUGGUGUGUGAUCGAGGAGGGAACGCGAGAGUUGAGAAGGGAAGUGCAGUGAAGCUUGCCGGUGGACUUGGGAUGAUACUAGCCAACACAGAAGAUAGUGGAGAAGAGCUGCUUGCGGAUUCCCAUCUUGUGCCGACGACCAUGGUGGGUCAAAUCGCCGGAGAUCAAAUUAAAGAGUACGUUAAGUUAGCUCAAUAUCCUACAGCAACAAUUUUGUUUCGUGGAACUGUAAUUGGAACUUCACCACCAGCUCCAAAGGUGGCAGCAUUUUCAAGCCGUGGUCCAAACCAUAUAACACCAGAGAUUCUUAAGCCGGACAUUAUUGCUCCCGGCGUUAACAUCUUGGCUGGUUGGACUGGAGCUAGUGCACCAACAGAUUUGGACAUUGAUCCAAGGAGAGUUGACUUCAAUAUAAUUUCCGGUACUUCAAUGUCUUGCCCGCACGCUAGUGGCAUUGCAGGUUUGCUUCGAAAGGCAUAUCCGAACUGGUCACCAGCUGCAGUGAAGUCUGCGUUAAUGACAACUGCAUUCAAUCUUGAUAAUUCAGGGAAGAAUAUCAUAGAUCUUGCUAGUGGCGAUGAAUCAACGCCCUUUAUUCAUGGAGCAGGGCAUGUAGAUCCCAACAGAGCUUUGAAUCCAGGGUUGGUGUAUGACAUUGAUACUAAUGACUAUGUUGCAUUCCUUUGCUCUAUCGGAUACGAUGCUGAUCGAAUUGCUGUAUUUGUAAGACAGCCUGCUAGUUCAGAUGUAUGUGCACAAAGUUUGGAAAAUCCGGGGUAUCUUAAUUACCCAUCAUUUGCUGUGGUUUUCAAGUCCAACAGUGGUAUUGUUAAAUACAAGAGAGCAGUGAAAAAUGUAGGGAGUUCAGUUGAUGCAGUCUAUGAUGUUAAGGUGAAUGCCCCUGAAAAUGUCGACGUCCAUGUUUCUCCGAGCAAGCUUGUGUUCAGUGCAGAAAACCAAUCAAUCUCCUAUGAGAUCACAUUCUCAAGUGUGGGGUUGGGGUGGUUUGAUAUCAGGACAUCGAGUUAUGGUUCAAUUGAAUGGAGCGAUGGAGUUCAUCUAGUUAGAAGUGCUAUUGCUGUCAGGUGGAGUCAAGGAUAUAGAGAUUCCAUUUGAGUUGCAAAUGGAUGAUGAUGCUGUGAGUUCAAUCAAUUAACCAGGUAUUGUUCAGCUCUUUGAUAUGUGCUUAAAUUAUCUACCCCUUUGUACCAACUAGAAAAUCUUGGUUUGGCCUUUGUGUAUGAAUUAAAGUAGUGGGUGAUCCAACUUAUCAAAAAUUUGAGUCCAUUAUUAAAAAAGUGGAACAAGUCUCACAGCGGGCGGGAUCAGGGAUGGCGAGGUCAGGGACGUGUAAUAUGUACCCACCCAGACAUUAUCCCACAUAAUAUUGUUGAAAAUCCGUUAUUAUAUUAAUAAUAAUAUAGAAAAUGGCUUCUAAAAAAAA
Tripterygium wilfordii is the source of this 2700-nucleotide messenger RNA. RefSeq names its product subtilisin-like protease SBT1.4. Gene Ontology annotation, biological process: proteolysis. Gene Ontology annotation, molecular function: serine-type endopeptidase activity. The record is from RefSeq and is a predicted model, not a curated record. The transcript has a single exon. NCBI's taxonomy places the organism in Eukaryota, Viridiplantae, Streptophyta, Magnoliopsida, Celastrales, Celastraceae. The coding region runs from base 57 to 2372 and encodes 771 amino acids.